Molecule: messenger RNA, 3338 nt
Organism: Siniperca chuatsi (mandarin fish)
Lineage: Eukaryota; Metazoa; Chordata; Actinopteri; Centrarchiformes; Sinipercidae
Gene: vat1l
Product: vesicle amine transport 1-like
Exons: 9
Coding region: 72-1319 (415 amino acids)
Molecular function (GO): oxidoreductase activity; zinc ion binding
Source: RefSeq, a predicted model, not a curated record
CUGUGCACAGGCUGCACACAUCACUCUGAACCCAGAGGCGGAGCGGAGAGGCAGAGCAGCAGGUCUCCGACAUGGCUAACGUUACAGAAGGAACAGAUAUGACAGAGGAAACCGAGUACAUGAUAGACAAAAAUGUGGGGAAAGAAACAGAAAACGUGGAAUCGUCCGGCGAUGCCAAAGAAAUGCGAGCUGUGAUACUGGCAGGUUUUGGAGGUCUUAACAAACUCAGGGUAACCAAGAAGACAAUGCCCGAGCUUCAGGAUGGUGAAGUCAUGAUCCGCGUGAAAGCAUGUGGCUUGAAUUUCCUGGAUCUGAUGGUACGUCAGGGGACUAUUGAUAAUCCUCCAAAACCUCCUCUUGUCCCUGGGUUUGAAUGCUGUGGAAUAGUAGAGUCAGUGGGUGAAAACACAACGGGAUUUGAGAUAGGCGACAGAGUUAUGGCUUUUGUGAAUUACAAUGCCUGGGCAGAAGUUGUUUGCACACCAGUGGAUUUUGUCUACAAGAUGCCAGAUGAAAUGACUUUUGCUGAGGCUGCUGCAUUCUCCCUGAACUUUGUGGCUGCCUAUAUGAUGCUCUUUGAGGUUGCCAAUCUGCGAGAGGGGAUGUCAGUGUUGGUUCACUCAGCAGGAGGUGGUGUAGGCCAAGCUGUGGCUCAGCUGUGCUCCACUGUACCUAAUGUCACUGUGUUUGGGAUCGCUUCAUGUUUCAAACACGCAGCCAUCAGAGACUCGGUGACUUACCUCUUUGACAGAAACGUUGAUUAUAUGCAAGAAGUCAAAAAGAUUUCUCCAGAGGGUGUAGACAUUGUGUUGGACUGCCUGUGUGGGGAGAACACAGGGAAAGGCUUGACUCUGCUGAAGCCUUUGGGAACCUACAUCCUCUAUGGCGCGUCAAACAUGGUAACUGGGGAAACAAAGAGUUUCUUCAGCUUUGCAAAAUCUUGGUGGCAGGUGGAGAAGGUAAACCCUAUUAAACUAUAUGAGGAGAACAAAGUUAUAGCAGGAUUCUCGCUGCUCAACCUCCUCUUCAAGCACGGGAAAUGUAGUCUUGUGAAAUCAGUGAUGGACAAACUCUUGUGUCUCUAUGACCAAAAGAAGAUCAAGCCGGUAGUGGACUCCCUAUGGGCGCUGGAGGAGGUAAAAGAGGCCAUGCAGAGAAUUCAUGACAGAGGCAACAUAGGAAAACUCAUUCUGGAUGUCGAGAAGACUCCCACCCCUCUGAUGGCCAGCGACAGCACAGAGACCAGCGAAGCAGGAGAGGAAGAAGAGGAGCCCGAGGGAGACAACGACAGCAAGGAGCGAAUGCCUUUCAUCCAUUAAACCCAACAAACCCCACUACAUAGACUGGAGACAUUCACCACAGAGGAACACAACCACACACAAGUGUUGUGCAGUACGUGCGUAUGUAUGUAUGUAUGUAUGCAUUGUGCUGUAUGCAUGUGUGCAUGAAUGUAUGCAUGUACAGAAUAUGUUUGUGCUUCUUGUCUGUUACCUAUUGUUUGUCAGUUGAUUGGUCAAGCAAAAUUUUUUGGUAAAUGAAGACUAACAACAUGUUUAUCGCCCAGGCAACAAGUGCAAGUGCCAUUCUCAAAAUAGUAUUAUUAUAUUCUUUACUGUAUUAUGAAGUGAUGUUAUGCUAGCCAAUGAUAGUGAAUAGGUUUGUGUUCAUUUUACAGUUAAUUGCAUCUGCCAACAGUUUACUGAAUUUGCCACAGAGUGAAUUAGCAUUUAAACCUGCUCACUUGCUAUUAUCACUUUAAGAUUAGUACCCUUAAACACAGAUUUAGUAAAACACAUAAGUGUCAUAUCAUGUCUGUCCUCAGUGAUGACAGUUGCUUGCUUCUGAUGCUUCUGACCAAGGGAGUGAAUCACUUUCUCAUGUUACAAUAGUAAUGCGUAAGCCGGUAGAGGUAGACAAGUCUGUGUUUGCAUGAUAUUUUAUUCUUGGGUGCCAACGGUGUAAUAUUAUGGGAUCAACAGUGCCUUUGAGCUACAAACAAGUGUUUGAUACUUAAAAUGCUUUCCUCGUGUAAAGUUCGCAUUGAACAAACACAAAAGGUAUUUUUAACUGGAAUAUGAAAACGUAUGCAUAAACUACUAAAGAUUCUCCCUCGUCUGAUCGUAUAAUUUGUAGUAAGGUGAAUCUACGGUGCCACCAGAGCUCUGUUUAUGUAGUAAGGUACUGGAUUGAUUCAAAACUUUUCCUAAAAUACAUAACAAUAUACGACACCGUACAGGUCUCAAAAAUGUGACCGCUUUGUAAACACUGGAGUAAAACAGAAUAUAUAUGUAAAUACAAGAGAAUGUGAGAUAAAUCAAUAAAUUCUGGAUUUUCUUAGGGAGGAUCAUGAAGUGAUCAGUCAGACUGCAGUCCAAGGUUCGUGGAGUCUCUGCUUUGCUUGUCUGACCAAAGUUGUUUACUUGCUGGUGCCUCACAACAAAAGUGCCAUAAGACUCCAACAUAAAUUAUUUUUACAACUAGCUGGUGUAUAAAGGCAGGGUGAUUUAGGUUUGAGCUACACUGUGUAUUACUUUAUUUAAUUCCCUCUGCUUUACUCCACAUCUGCGAGUUGUUGAUGAAAUGCAAGUAGAAGAACAGCUGAGUGGGAAUGUUUGCCAUGUACACUCACACUCACCUAUUACAGAUGACUGAUCUGUUUUUAUUUAUAGUUUAUCAAAGUAAAAACAAACUGCAUUGUAUUUCGUUCUCACUAUUUCUUUGUCCAGGCUUAUUUAGUGUGUUUUAUAUCAGCUAGUCAUCUGAAUUAUUUAUUACCUUACUUGAAUUAUUAAAAUGAAACUAGAGUAUACAUCAAAAGUAUUUUCUCAACUAUAAAAACAAUAAAACAAGUCAGUGUUUUGUAAUCAUGCCAUUUUAAGAAAUUCUAAAUGUUUCAACUUAGUAACAACAAAACUAAGAGGAGUAAAUGCUGCAUUCUUUGAAGCUGAAUGAUGAACAGUGGAAAGACGGGGUUAAUAGGUGUACUAAAGUGAGUAGAGUUAGAAAUUGAUUUCUAGACUUGGAAAUAAGGAUAAUGAUGUGUAGACACUUUGGAAAGACAUCUCAGUUUUGAUGCUUUCAAUGUCAUGUCUGCUUGUGUGUGUGUGAGAGAGAGAGAGAGAAAGAGAGCAUGUUUUUGAGUGUGUGUAUUCAUAUUGCCUUGUACAAAAAGAAAACGCGUCUAAGAAAGAAGUGUAAAGAAAUGUUUAGCAUUGUAGUGUGUUCACAAAAUUCCUUCUAAACUAUGAUUUACCUGUGCUCGUUUUUUUUGUCACGUUUUGUUGUGUACUUUCUUUGAGUACAGCUUUGUUUACUUGAAUAAAUGUAUCUGCAAAGUA